AUGUCGAUGAUUCCCUAUUUCUACGACCUCGAAAGACCGUUCCGUAUGAUGGAGAGGGAUUUCUACAGACCCGCGAGUUUCUUCGGCUAUUCUCCAUUCAACCAGAUGAUGUCACGGGACUUCUUCGGUCCAUCGUUCUUGAAGCCAUGGGAAAACAUUAUCAGGCCCAUGGAACAACUCACAUCAUCAAUGAAUCAGCUGGCACUGAACGGACCGAGCAAAAUAACUUCGGACGACGAGAAAUUUCAAGUGAACGUCGACGUCCAACAUUUUGCACCGGAGGAAAUAAACGUGAAAGUGGUUGAUGGCCAAGUUCUGAUUGAAGGGAAGCAUGAAGAGAAGCAGGAUGAACAUGGGUUUGUGUCUCGGCAGUUCAUAAGGCGUUAUGCUCUUCCAAAGGGUUGCUUACCUGACACUGUGGAGUCAAAAUUAUCGUCUGAUGGCGUCUUAACAGUGACUGCACCAAAAGUUCUACCCCUGCCUUCUACUGGUGAGAAGAUCGUGCCAAUUACCCAAACAGGACCCGUCAAGAAGCAAAUAGGAUCACCAGAUCCCAUUAAGGAGGAGUCCUAA
This is a messenger RNA of Spodoptera littoralis (African cotton leafworm), 573 nucleotides long. Lineage: Eukaryota; Metazoa; Arthropoda; Insecta; Lepidoptera; Noctuidae. The record is from the annotation of a GenBank genome assembly.